UAUCUAGAAACGUUCUCAGUUCUCAGAAAAUACGAGAAAAUUUCAGGUUAUGGCAGUCGAUUUAGGAUUCAAUCUCACGUUUAUUUGACAUUAGAUACAUCAAUUUAAUAUUAAAACGCUGUGAAGUCUCUUUAUUAGAAAAUCAGCACGUCUAAUUGCCAUUCUGUGCAUUUUGCAGGACAUUUACCAUAUAAUUGAUCGUAAAAAGUGCGUUUAAUUUGUUGUCGAUUGUUUGCAUUAAAUUAUGGCUAAAUGGGGCGAAGGCGAUCCACGCUGGAUUGUGGAGGAAAGACCAGAUGCAACGAAUGUUAAUAAUUGGCAUUGGACUGAGAAAAAUGCAAGUCCUUGGUCUAAAGAUCGCUUAAAAGAAUUAUUGAAGAAUCUAAAAAUUGAACGGGACGACAUGUCUUGCGUCAUUAGCGAAGUGGAGACGUUAGAAGGCGAAGCAUCCGCAAAUAAUAGAAAAGGUAAAUUGAUUUUCUUCUACGAAUGGGAUAUUGUGUUAAAAUGGCAAGGCACUGUUGGUGAUGGUGAAAGCAUUGAAGGCAAAGUUAAAAUUCCUAAUUUGUCCGAAGAGAAUGAUGUGUCCGAAGUAGAUAUAUCAAUUUCAGUUAAAUCUACUGGUUCUGACGCCGAUAAACUCAAGACUUUCAUGUACAAUGUUGGACGUGAAGAAAUACGCAACAAACUCGGUUUGUAUGUAAGUUCUUUGAAAGAAGAAUUUUCUAAAGGCAUGAUACUACCAAGAAAGGAUGACCCUAAAAUCAAACCUGAUGCCGUAUCUAGUAUUACCAGUGGAUUUAAUAAAAAAAUUGAUAUGGUACCUAUUGAAUCCAAUAAAUCAUCUCCCUGCACUAUUGAUGUUACUACUAUAAAUCUCAAACAUAAAUUUCAAUGUAAAGCACAAGAAUUUUAUGAUGCCAUGACUAGGAUAGAAAUGGUGACAGCGUUCACAAGAGGCGCUGUACAAUUAGAUGCUUCCAAAGGUGGUAAUUUUAAAAUGUUUGGCGGUAAUAUAACUGGAACUUUCCAGGAAUUGGUGCCAGCUAAAAAAAUAGUGCAGACCUGGAGAUACAAACAGUGGCCUGAAGGGCAUCAUUCCAAAGUUACAAUUGAUAUUGAUGAGAAAACCGAUCAUACUGAAGUAACCAUUACACAAGUAGGUGUUCCUAAAUCUGAAGUUGAAAUCACGACUGCUAAUUGGGAACGGUAUUACUGGGAGAGCAUGAAACGAACAUUCGGAUUUGGGGCCUUCUUCACAUAGACACAAGAGACGAUUAUUCUAGCUUUGAAUUAAUUUAUAACAGAUAAUAUUAAAUACAUUUUGAAAAUGUUUGGUAUCAAAUUAUUGAUAUGUCAAUGUUCUUGCUAAUAUGUUAUAGUAAUGUAUUGCAAAUAAAAUAAAC
Molecule: messenger RNA, 1406 nt
Organism: Ctenocephalides felis (cat flea)
Lineage: Eukaryota; Metazoa; Arthropoda; Insecta; Siphonaptera; Pulicidae
Product: activator of 90 kDa heat shock protein ATPase homolog 1
Exons: 1
Coding region: 245-1264 (339 amino acids)
Biological process (GO): protein folding; positive regulation of ATP-dependent activity
Cellular component (GO): cytosol
Molecular function (GO): ATPase activator activity; protein-folding chaperone binding
Source: RefSeq, a predicted model, not a curated record